Molecule: messenger RNA, 3486 nt
Organism: Anarrhichthys ocellatus (wolf-eel)
Lineage: Eukaryota; Metazoa; Chordata; Actinopteri; Perciformes; Anarhichadidae
Product: sushi domain-containing protein 3
Exons: 6
Coding region: 803-1915 (370 amino acids)
Source: RefSeq, a predicted model, not a curated record
UUUAAUGAUAUAUUUAAUAAUUUCGAACUAAAUUACUUUCUUAUGUGUUGAAAUACAAAUCAAUACUGGUCCUACAGUGUCCAGUAUUAACUAGUUUGAUUUGUUGUAUUUUAUUAAUAGCCUAAUCUCCUUUAAAUUCUACCAUCCAAUUGCAAUGUGCUCUUUUUUUGAAAACCAUGACUUUCUGGUAGAUUUUGAAAUGUCUUUUCUGUUGAUAAUUUGAAAAAUAACAAUAUUCCAUUUCCUGUACUCACGCUGGUGGGGUGGAUGAGCGGUAAGGGAAGCAGGGACAGCGGGAUGAACACCACGAGGAUCAGCUUCCGCGCCAUCCAUAGCUUCUUGAACACAUCCAUCCUAGCUGUGGCCUCUAGCCUCAUGGAUGACCCGGGGCUCUGGAUCGGACUGGCCACAACUCAGCAGAACCGGGUGUGAAAGUCACCAACCGGAGGGUCUCACACCACCACUGGCCGGAGGAGCCAGAGGGAAGACGUCUCCUGGGAGCGCGUGAAGUUCUGCUUUGGCUGUGCGCUUUUACGCACAGACCGCGGACGGUGACAGGACCUGUGCGUGGCUUCUGUGAGCUUCUCGCAGCACGGCAGCAUCAUGAGUGGGAGCGCAGAGGGGGUUUUCCUCUCUCCGUCAAGGGACUGAGGAGGACAGAAAAGAAGAUAAAAGAAGAAGAAGAAGGGGAAAGGAGUGGGAAAAACUAGAAGGGGGAGACAGGAAAAAACAGAGAAUGCUGUGAAUCCCUCCUCCUUCCUUCCUCUUGCAGAGCUCUUCUCCUUCUUCAUCACCUGACCCCAUGUCUCCCGAAGUGGGACCCGCCGCUCGGAGCACAGGCGGCCACCUCUGGAUGCUCCUGUGCCCGCUGCUCUGUGCUCUGGUCCUGGCUGGGGGCUCCACGCUGAGCUCAGAGGACUCGCAGAGCACCGCUGGCACGUCGGCUCCGCCGGAGGACUGGACCAGCACGGAGAUCCGGCUGCAGCCAGACCUGCAGACAGAGACGGAGGCACAGACGGAGGCUCUGCCAACUCAGAGCACCACCAGCAACUAUACAGGUCUGUUCUGUAUCCCCGUCCUGCCGCCACGUCGGGGUUCCUUCUACGUGGAGAGCGGCACGGGCAUGUCGAUCGGCAGCGUGCUGGCCUUCUGGUGCAGGGAGGGAUACCAGCUGGUCGGCAGCGAAAAAAUCUACUGCAAUGUCAGGAACGGAAAACCGCAGUGGAGCAACUACCUGCCCGUCUGCGAAGCGAUCCCCAGACCUGAGGACCGUGGUCUGAGAGUGGCUGUGUUGGCUUCAGUGGUCAGUGGCAUUGUCAUCCUCGCCAUGUCCCUGUCCUUCCUCAUCUGCUGCCUGCAGGAACGAUCCAGUCGGUACCGAGCCAAGAAAGAGGGACAGAGCAGGCGCAGAGACAAGCGCUCGUCCCGUCGCAGCGAGUGUUGGCUGGAGAGAGAAGAGGGUGAGUGGGAAGCUUUCCCUCCUCCCAAGAUCUUCCAUCUCUCCCAGAGGAUGAACCCCCGUCUGGCUCCAGACAGCCCCCUCUACCUCACCGGAGGGCUCGGUGGAUAUGAGAACAGAGGAUACCAGAGGAGUCAGGAGAGUUUGCUGAAGGCCUCCCUGCCCGGACUCUACCGCUCCGAGUCCCAGCUUUACCCACACGUCGUCCUGCAGAGGGUCCCGACUCCGACGGCACCCUCCGCCCCUUCCGCUCCAUCCGCCCCACUCUACCUCCACCUGCCCUCCACUGCCUCCUCGCCCGCCCACGUGACCACCCACGGUCAGCCUCACCUCAUGGCGCAAUACCCUACGCCGACAUACCCGCCCUACCCCAACACGGCGGUUCCUGCAUACCACCCGGCACCGGCACCCAUCUACCCCAACCCCAACCCGACACCACAGCGGCCAUGGCAGUAGCCACGCCUUCCACUUUCCACAGUUACAGGACGCUGUGACGUCCCCCGAUGAAGCCGUUGGAGCGUUUUUGGAGAUACUCCUCCUCAUCCCCGUUUUUUCCCGGAGAAAAGGCUGCAAAUGCAAAGCAAAACUGGAGAUGCAGCCAGUGUAGAAGUCGCCUCUUUUACUGCAUGCUUGCUGAACGUCUCCCGUAGUUUGGACUUAACAGGAACUGAACACUCUAGAUGUCCUUAAUUCUUGCUGAACUGCUGCUGCUGUUCCCUUUAAGAGCACUUCUGUGGAGAAAGUCUUGCUUUCUUUUAGCCGUCAGAAAUUAGAAGACAAGCUUCAAGUAGCUGGUCGACAAGGGAAAACAGGACGUUUUGUUUGAAGGUGUACUAAUGCAGUUCAACCGUUGACAUUUAUGAAGGAUAGGAAGGCUCUGAAAGGACUUUGAUGAUGGCCGCCACUGUUUAGGCAGCUCAAAUCUCUCAGCAGUCUUUGUUUUUUAAUAGUUUAAGAAAAGGAUCCCUAUCAGGCUUCCUGAAGUCCACGCCAUCUACUCUAGACAUACAGUAUACAUAUGUUGUUGUUAGCUAAAGACUUAACAUGAAAUUCUGAAAUCUGAUGUGUGUUGAUCUUGUUAAUAUGUAUUUUCUUACACUGUGGAGUAGCAAACACCGCAAAAAUGCCAGUGCUGCUGCAGCCACUGAAUGCAGCCAACUUUGUGUUGUUCGUGUGGAUUUAAAGACACAUGUGAUCGUUGACCCUUUCUUUCUCACCAGAAUCUUGAACUAAAUGUCAAAGAAGAAGGUUUUAUUUUUCUGUUUGUACUGCAGCAACUCAUUCUGUCACAAUUAUUGAUGUCUUAUGGUCGUCAGUUUAAAGUCAUUCAGAGCCCCUGGUGGGUUUAGGAACAUGGAGAAUAUACAUGACUGGUAUACAUGACUGGAAAACUGAGAUGGGUCAAAUAAUAACUGCAAAUACUGAUCACAACUUGACUUUAUUAAAGGCUUCCAGGUAGGUUCAGAUAAUAUGCUGAAAAUCAUGUCAAACUCAAUUUCAAGAGAAGCUCUUGCAUGAUGUAAACUAAGGUUUUCUGUGUAAUCAUAAGGAGGUCAGACUGCUGUUUUGUUCUUGAUGCACUAGAAACACAAGAUGCACUGACAUGUAAAGUUGGAGCAGCGAGGUGGAGAAACCUCUGGACCGUGCCGACCUAUGAACUCUGAUUCGCUUGAGUUCUCGAAAGCAUCCGCUGCAGCUUUUACAGCUAAUGUGGAUAUUGCUCCUGAUAAAAAAUGUUAUCUUUAAAUGAAUAAGGAACCUUUAUUAUUCCAGUAUGUACAUAUAUUUUAAUCAUAAACUCUGUCUGAGAGCCCCUUUAAUGUUGCUUUAGUCAGUUCACACUCUAGCAGUGAGCUGUCUUAUUUUUUACAGAAGGACUCGAGUAGACACACUAACAAAUCUGCACUUUACACUUUUUGAAGGGGGAAUUUUUAAACCUUUACUGUAAACAAAUUGUUGUAUAAUAAUAUUAAUAAUAAUACUGCCAUAAAAGCUGAAUAAAUAGACUCUUGUUGAGUUGAACAGUU